AUGAAUCACGAUCCAUUCCAUUGGGGUAGACCAAGUCAAGAGACUUAUGGAGGUUAUAAUUAUAACAUUGCCAAUGCUUCCAACCAUCAACAAGAAAGUCAGUUGGAUAAUUUUCCUAAAGUACAUUCUCAACAACCGAUUAUAACUGGUACAUCUGUGGUUUCAUUAAAAUUUAAACAUGGGAUUAUAAUGGCUGCUGAUAAUUUAGGAUCAUAUGGAUCAUUAUUAAGAUUUAAUAAUUUAGAAAGGUUAAUUAAAGUUGGAUCUCAAACUGUGGUUGGGAUUUCAGGUGAUAUAUCUGAUUUACAACAAAUUGAACGAAUUUUACAUGAAUUAGAAAUUGAACAAGAAAUUUAUGAUAGUGAUGGUGGUCAUCAUUUAAGAGCUCCUCAUGUUCAUGAAUAUUUAUCAAAGAUUUUAUAUAAUAGAAGAACUAAAAUGGAUCCUUUAUGGAAUGCUGUGAUUGUUGGUGGAUUUAAUGAUGAUGGUACUCCAUUUUUAAAAUAUAUUGAUUUAUUAGGAGUAACUUAUACUUCAUCAACUUUAGCUACUGGAUUUGGUAGUCAUUUGGCUGUACCUUUAUUAAGACAAUUGAUUCCAAAUGAUAUAGAUUAUGAAAACAUUGAAGAAGAUGAAGCUAGAAAAGUUUUAGAAAAUUGUAUGAGAGUAUUAUUUUAUCGUGAUGCAAGAGCUUCUGAUAAAUAUUCUUUAGUAACUAUUAAAUCUGAAUCUAAUGAAGGUGAAUCCACCCCAAAGAAAUUAUCAUAUAAUCAUGAAACUGAAUUAAAAGUUGAAGGACAAAGUUGGAAAUUUGCUAAAGAUAUUAGUGGUUAUGGAAGUAAGCAAUUAUAA
Scheffersomyces coipomensis is the source of this 852-nucleotide messenger RNA. Its product is annotated as proteasome core particle subunit beta 7. The transcript has a single exon. Gene Ontology annotation, cellular component: proteasome core complex. The record is from RefSeq and is a predicted model, not a curated record. The coding region runs from base 1 to 852 and encodes 283 amino acids. NCBI's taxonomy places the organism in Eukaryota, Fungi, Ascomycota, Pichiomycetes, Serinales, Debaryomycetaceae.